GUGUGCGGACGCCCCUGCAUUCGCUUUCUGCAUGGUACUUGCGAGCUGGACUCCCGCUGCCAAUUCUGCCACAUGGAGCACGGGAGGCCCAAAGAGAAGUUGGACAAGCAGCGCCGGAAGUUGAUGGAGACGCUGAAUGAGACCCAGGUGCUUUCGCUGCUUCUACCCCACAUCCGCGCCAGGGCUCAGGACAAGGGUCUGGCAGAGCAGAUGGCGCCCUUGAUCCAGCUGCUGGAAGAGACACUGAGCAGCAUGGACGCCACGGCGGUUCCACGCAAUGCCUCCA
Symbiodinium sp. CCMP2456 is the source of this 286-nucleotide messenger RNA. The record is from the annotation of a GenBank genome assembly. NCBI's taxonomy places the organism in Eukaryota, Dinophyceae, Suessiales, Symbiodiniaceae.